UUGGCACGUGCUCACUGAUGGCUUGCUUCUAUUUUUUGGCAUUUUUCGCAGUCGCUUUGGUGACUGUCACGGCAAAUCCUACAGGUCGUGUGGUGGGAGGCUAUGACGCUGUACCAGCAGAGUUUCCGCAUCAAAUUUCACUGCGCAUGGAGCACCGACACAUUUGCGGCGGUUCGAUCAUUAAAUCCAAUUACAUAUUAACAGCAGCGCAUUGUGUGGUGGAGACGGGCACAACACCUUAUGCCGCUGAGUAUUUCACUAUUCGCGCUGGCACACACAAUCGCAUCGCCGGCGGUGUAAUCAUCCAGGUGAAGCGUGUUGUGGUCCACCAAGGCUAUAGUUCAGUCACAAACGAUUUGGCUUUGUUGGAAUUAGCGGAACAUUUGACUUUCUCUGAAAAAAUUCAACCUAUUCAGUUGGCGUCUGCGGAAGUGCCUGCCGGCUCCGAAGUAAUCAUUUCCGGCUGGGGCCUCCUCGAAAAUAACGGUGACACUUUACCUAUUAUAUUGCAAUGGAACCGCGUAGAGGCGCUUAGCAAGAGUCAAUGUCUGCGUAAGAUUUUAAUAUCUUCAGAUGCUUUGAUUUGCUUAGACCACCCUAGUGGUGCUGGUGCAUGUAAUGGCGACUCAGGUGGCCCGGCAACAUACAAUGGCGAGCUAGUAGGCGUUGCUGGAUUUGUAGUGAUUGGCUGUGGAACUUCGCGUCCCGAUGGUUAUGCUAAAGUAUUCUAUAACCUCGACUGGAUUCAGGAGAACAUGGUAUGAAGCGUAUAAGUAUGUGCGAAAUCGGCAGAAAAUUAAUGUUUUAACUAACAAAACAAAAAAAAAAAAAAAUCAA
Anastrepha obliqua is the source of this 837-nucleotide messenger RNA. RefSeq names its product serine protease SP24D-like. Gene Ontology annotation, molecular function: serine-type endopeptidase activity. Gene Ontology annotation, biological process: proteolysis. The coding region runs from base 18 to 764 and encodes 248 amino acids. NCBI's taxonomy places the organism in Eukaryota, Metazoa, Arthropoda, Insecta, Diptera, Tephritidae. The transcript has 2 exons. The record is from RefSeq and is a predicted model, not a curated record.